AUGUCCUCGCCACCACGAAGUAGAGCCGCGUCUAGAGACCCCCCGAUCAUGCUGUCGUCGUCGACUAAGGCCGGGACCCCCAAAUCAGCAUCGCGGUCCACGUCGCCCCGACGUGACUCGUCCGACAUUGAGCGAAUCAGCAAGGAGAAGGUGCUGGUGAUGCACCAAGAGGCCCAGCACAUGCAGGAAUCGCUGGCCGAGAUCUUUGACCGCAUUGUCAAGGUCAAGGAGGAGUACGAAAAGCUGGAUACCGAAAACAAGUUCCUUCAGGACUACAUUGGCAACCUCAUGGCCACUUCCAUGUAA
Yarrowia lipolytica CLIB122 is the source of this 306-nucleotide messenger RNA. RefSeq lists its product as uncharacterized. Gene Ontology annotation, cellular component: trans-Golgi network. NCBI's taxonomy places the organism in Eukaryota, Fungi, Ascomycota, Dipodascomycetes, Dipodascales. The record is from RefSeq and is a predicted model, not a curated record.